AUGGACGGCGCACAAUUAAGAGAUGAGGCUGUAGCCGAUCGUGUUCGGUCUGCACAAGAAUUUCUCGAUCCAACGGAUGGCUCAGCGAGAACUUAUCGAUCCGAUAUCAUACUCAUGCUUCAAAAGAAGCAACGCCGCUUAAUUGUCAGUAUCGAUGAAGUUCGCGCACAUAAUCCAGAAUUGGCAAAUGGCCUUCUCGAGCAACCAUUUGAUUUCGCUCAAGCAUUCGAUCGCGCACUAUUUCAAAUAGUACAAACAAUCCCAAAUACUAAUGCUAGACAAUCUUCUGAGGACACUAUGUACUAUUGUGCUUUUUCUGGAAGUUUUGGUCAAUUCGCAUGUAAUCCCAGGACUUUGUCAAGUACGCAUUUGAACAGGAUGGUUAGUUUGGAGGGAAUUGUCACAAGAUGUUCAUUGGUGAGGCCGAAAGUUGUCAAGAGUGUACACUAUAAUGAGAAGAAAAAGAUAUUCCAUUUCAGGGAAUAUAAGGAUCAAACAAUGACAGCAAGUGGAGCAAGUACAUCGAGUGUUUAUCCACAGGAAGAUGAACAAGGAAAUCCUUUGAUUACGGAAUAUGGUUACUGCACAUACAGAGAUCAUCAAACAAUAUCCAUUCAAGAAAUGCCGGAAAGAGCACCAGCAGGUCAACUUCCAAGAGGUGUGGAUGUUAUUUUGGAUGAUGAUUUGGUUGAUAAAGUUAAGCCUGGUGAUCGAGUACAACUUGUGGGAAUUUAUAGGAGUUUGGGGAAUAGAAAUGCGGGGCAUAGCAGUGCACUUUUCAAAACGGUGGUAUUGGCUAAUAAUGUGGUUCUUUUAUCUUCGAAAUCAGGGGGAGGAAUUGCGACACACACCAUCACCGAUACUGAUAUUCGAAACAUCAACAAGAUCGCAAAGAAGAAGAAUCUUUUCAAUCUUCUUUCUCAAUCCUUGGCGCCUAGUAUUUAUGGACAUGAACAUAUCAAGAAAGCAAUUCUCCUCAUGUUGUUGGGUGGGUUGGAAAAGAACCUUGAGAAUGGAACACAUCUGAGAGGAGAUAUCAAUAUCCUUAUGGUUGGUGACCCCUCUACAGCCAAAUCUCAAGUACUUCGUUUCGUCCUGAAUACCGCCCCUCUUGCGAUUGCAACAACAGGUCGAGGAUCCUCCGGUGUUGGUCUCACGGCCGCUGUUACCUCCGAUAAAGAAACUGGUGAACGUCGUCUCGAAGCAGGUGCUAUGGUCUUAGCUGAUCGCGGAGUGGUAUGUAUUGAUGAGUUCGAUAAAAUGUCUGAUAUAGACAGAGUGGCUAUUCAUGAAGUGAUGGAACAACAAACCGUCACUAUUGCAAAAGCUGGUAUCCAUACUUCCCUCAACGCCCGCUGUUCCGUCAUCGCAGCCGCCAAUCCGAUCUUCGGUCAAUACGAUACCCACAAAGACCCUCACAAGAAUAUCGCACUCCCUGAUUCUCUCCUUUCUCGUUUCGAUUUACUAUUCGUAGUGACGGAUGAUAUCGAGGAUUUCCGCGAUCGACAAAUUUCAGAACACGUUUUAAGAAUGCACAGAUACAGAGACCCCCAAACGGAAGAAGGAGCCCCUGUCCGUGAACAAGCCCAUCAAACACUCGGUGUAGGUGUUGAACAAGAAGCAGAUGCCAAUCAAGUAACACCUGUCUACGAAAAAUAUAACGAAAUGUUACACGCUGGAGUCACCGUUACGACUGGCCGCGGCUCCCAUCGUAGAGUGGAAGUCCUGAGUAUUCCCUUUAUGAAGAAAUACAUUCAAUACGCCAAAACCAGAAUAAAGCCGCUCUUGACCCAAGAAGCUAGUGAUAGAAUUAGUGAUAUAUACGUAGCUUUAAGAAACGACGAUAUGCAAGGAAAUCAACGAAAGACGAAUGCAAUGACAGUUAGAACACUGGAAACUAUCAUUCGUUUGAGUACUGCACAUGCAAAAUCGAGAUUAAGCACCAGAGUUGAGGAGGUGGAUGCAUUAGCCGCUGAGAGUAUCUUGAGAUUCGCACUUUUCAAGGAAGUGCUUGAGGAUGAGAAGAAAUCCAAGAGGAGAAAGACCAGACCUCUUGAGGAUGAAUCUUCAGGAAACGAGAGUUCAUCUUCAGAUGACGAUGACUCUCCAGCUCCUACUUCUCGUGCACCAUCAACAAGAGCAACCCGCACACCUGGUACGGUGAGGACAAGAGCUUCGGCUGCUUCUUCGUCUAGACGAAAUGGUACUGGUUCAAGUGCGGUGCAGAAUAAUGAUGAGGAGGAAGAUGAUAUGUAUACAGCAAGUCCAGCACGUUCACGUCCAGCACGAGCAUCUUCAAGUCGCGCACCAACACAAUCCCAAACUUCAUUCGCAUCUUCUCUCCCUGCUUCUCAGGCUUUGAGAGGUACUUCGAGUCAAUCACAGUCCCAACCACAAAACGUAGAAGACGAAGAAGAGGAACUCGCCGCAGGAACCGCAGCGCUCAAUGUUUCAGCUGGUAUUACACCUAACCGUCUCCAAGUAUUCCGCACAACAUUAGGACAAAUGAUGAAUACAUCCCUCUUCGAAGACGAUAGUGCCGAGGUCAAUGCUAUCAUUGAGGCAGUUAACCGACGUAUUGGUGGAGCUGCGGGAGGUCUGGGGAACAACGCAGAAUACAAGAUCUUGGUUGUAUUAAGUUAUUUGUCUGUUUAUGGCCAAGCAAGAUGGAUGAAUAGAGGGACGAACGAUAAAUGUAUGCAUGUACGCGAGGAGUUUAGAGGCUCUGGUGAUAUCAAAAUUAGUUUAUGGAAUGAUUUAAUCGUGACAGCUUUCCAUUUGGCUAAUCAUGGGGCUGUACAAUAUGUGAAUGUGCUGCUGAAAGAAGUUUCUUUGGGUCGGAAACUGAGCGAUGAUUUUUACUCGAGUGAGUCUAAUGUCUUCAUGUUAUUUGGCUUAUAA
Molecule: messenger RNA, 2901 nt
Organism: Sclerotinia sclerotiorum 1980 UF-70
Lineage: Eukaryota; Fungi; Ascomycota; Leotiomycetes; Helotiales; Sclerotiniaceae
Exons: 3
Coding region: 1-2901 (966 amino acids)
Biological process (GO): double-strand break repair via break-induced replication; DNA replication; mitotic DNA replication initiation
Cellular component (GO): MCM complex; nucleus
Molecular function (GO): single-stranded DNA binding; single-stranded DNA helicase activity; ATP hydrolysis activity
Source: RefSeq, a predicted model, not a curated record